Mizuhopecten yessoensis (Yesso scallop) is the source of this 1306-nucleotide messenger RNA. RefSeq lists its product as uncharacterized. Gene Ontology annotation, molecular function: protein binding. The transcript has a single exon. NCBI's taxonomy places the organism in Eukaryota, Metazoa, Mollusca, Bivalvia, Pectinida, Pectinidae. The record is from RefSeq and is a predicted model, not a curated record. Bases 15 to 1121 code for a protein of 368 amino acids.
AAUACAUUCUAAACAUGAAGGCUUUCACCUCGAACAUGCUGUGGUUCUGGUACUUUUCUACCUGUCUUUCUGCCGUUUGCGGCCAGACUUUGGACAAUGACCACGCUGACACCGUUGUACAGAACACUGACCGAGACAUAAUGCCGAACGUUCAACGCCGUUUAGUUACCAUUGAAUCCCAACACGCUGACAGUUUAUCGCGUAUUGCUGUUCUAGAAGAACAACAACAGCAUCAACUUCAGAUAAUAGCAGAACUUGUAAACUACCGACAAACUGACAAGCAACGAAUUUCUGAUCUUGAAAACCACCGCGAAAACGACCAGCGGCAUAUUUACGACCUUGAAAACAGCAUAAAAUUUGCUCAACGUCAAAUUUCUGAGUUUUCCAAAUACCAAAACAUUUACAAACGCCGAAUCACGAACUUUGAAAAACGGAGAGACAACGACCUGAAGCGAAUAACAAACCUUGAAAAACUCAGCCAAAAUGGUAUACACCGAAUGGCUGCCAUGGAAAUACAGAGGAAAAAUGACCGACAUCAAGUUCUAUUAGUGAAAAGACUAUUAAAGCAGCUUGAAAAACAAACGAUGAAUGAUAAUUUGCCAGACAAACAAAAGGAUGCUCUGUCAACGGAUUCUGUUCCCAUGGAUAAGAUAUUUUCUUGGACGGAGCGAACCCAAAUGAAACACCAACCAAUGACAAGAGUGACAGAAACUAAGCCAACUGUUAUUGCGUUCCGUGCUUCUUUAUCUCACGAUAUUGAUAGAGCAUCGAUAAACAUGCCAAUUCAGUUUGAUCAGAUAUCCCUAAACGUGGGUCGUUGUUACAGUGGUAAUACUGGAGUAUUCACCUGUACAUCGCCUGGAAUUUACAUGUUUUCAUGGACAGUACAAAUACAUACACACAUGAUGUACACAGAACUCGUCCGUAACGGUGGGAGAAUCGCAGUUGGCUAUGCCGGAGACACGAGUUAUGACUCUGCAGGAACUGGUGUAGCGCUAAUUGAGUUGAACCAAGGGGACGAAGUAUUGGUUAGAGUACAUUCUUUCAACCACGUGUCCGAAGCAGGCCAUAUGUUGGGAACCUCUGGUGUGACAUCUUUUUCUGGAUUUCAAGUACAGUAAAAAGUGAAGUUCACCAGGACUAAUUCAUUUCAAUAAUAAUAAGUAUGUUAAAAUAACUGUAAUUCUAAAUAAAAUAACGACUGCAGUCUGACAAUUUAAAAAUAUUCAUAAUUGUCUAGUGAUCAUUCCAGUCAAGUAAUUCCAACACUGUGGCCUUAAGCAUUGUUGAUGUUCUGGUAAUACAA